AUUUGUGAGAUUAUCUCCACGAAUGCAAUCAAUAUUUAGGAGAAUGAGAGACCAUUGAGUUACUCACGGCUGCCACCACUAUCAGUGUCAUCCCCUUCGUCACCAAAAAUAAAUUGAUCUGAUUGGAGCUGAUAGAGAGCGCCAUGGAAAUGAACGGCAAGGAGGAGCAAUGGAAGUUCAGGGGCAACGAGGAGCUAAACAAGUCGUCCCUUUCAGUGCGUGGAACUCUCAGCCUCCUGAGUAAGCAUCUGAAUGCCGACGACCCUCGCCCCGUCGUCCCUUUCGGCCUUGCCGACCCCUCCGUCUACCCCUCCUUUCGCACUUCUCCCUCAUUUGUCCAACCUCUCGUCGAUGCCGUCAACUCCGGCAGUUUCAACUCUUAUCCUUCUUCCCAUGUCAUUCUUCAUGCUCGAACGGCAUUGGCAGAAUAUAUUUCAAAGAAUCUGGCGUACCAAUUAUCGCCUGAAGAUGUUUUUCUCACAAUUGGUUGCUCGCAAGCCAUUGAAGCCAUAAUCUCUGUGCUAUCUCGCCCUGCUGCUAAUAUCCUUCUUCCUCGACCCUUCUUCCCGCUCUAUAAAUCCCGAGCAGAUUUUCAGCGCCUUGAAGUUCGCCAUUUUGAUCUCAUUCCUGAGAAGAAUUGGGAGGUUGACCUAGAAGCCAUUCAAGCUCUUGCCGAUCACAAUACUGUCGCCAUUGUCGUUAUCAAUCCCAACAAUCCCUGUGGGAGCGUUUAUACCUACCACCAUCUGAAACAGAUUGCGGAAACUGCGAGGAAACUUGGGGUUUUUGUGAUAUCCGAUGAGGUUUAUGCACAUAUCGCGUUUGGGAAGAAACCGUUUGUUCCUAUGGGCGAAUUCGGAUCCAUUGCCCCAGUGCUGACCCUUGGAUCUCUAUCAAAGAGAUGGUCUGUUCCUGGUUGGAGAUUGGGUUGGAUUGUCAUCACUGAUCCUCAUGGCACUCUGGAAAAACAUGGGAUUGUGGAAAGCAUCAGGAACUAUCUGAACAUCACCCCCAGCCCACCGACCUUCAUUCAGGCAGCACUUCCACAAAUUCUUGCGCAACCCAGCGAUGAAUUCUUCUCAGAUCUUCUUGGUUUGCUGAGAGAAAAUGCAAACAUUUUGUAUGAAAAGAUGAAUGAAAUCCCUUGCUUUACUUGCCCAAACAGACCAGAAGGAUCAAUGCUUGCAAUGGUGAAGCUCAAUCUAGAACAGCUUGAAGGCAUCAGUGAUGAUUUAGACUUCUGUAACAAGGUGGCUAAGGAAGAAUCUGUGCUCAUUAUCCCAGGUAGUGCUGUUGGGAUGAAGAACUGGCUGCGGUUGAGCUUUGGCAUUGAGCGCUGUUCCAUUGAAGAUGGUGCGGCGAGGUUGAAAGCCUUCUAUGAGAGGCAUGCAAGACCCAACAACCCUGCUGCUUCCCCCACUUGUUGAAUAAGACCUAUUUCGGCUCGGGUUGGAUAGUCAUUCGGUCUCAUAACGUUUAAACUUUGUAUGUCUAUGAUGAUUCGAUUGAUGUUUCGUGGGGGCAA
Messenger RNA from Cucurbita pepo subsp. pepo (vegetable marrow), 1525 nucleotides. RefSeq names its product tyrosine aminotransferase. Gene Ontology annotation, biological process: biosynthetic process; L-tyrosine catabolic process. The record is from RefSeq and is a predicted model, not a curated record. Lineage: Eukaryota; Viridiplantae; Streptophyta; Magnoliopsida; Cucurbitales; Cucurbitaceae. Gene Ontology annotation, molecular function: L-tyrosine:2-oxoglutarate transaminase activity; pyridoxal phosphate binding.